Spea bombifrons (plains spadefoot toad) is the source of this 1227-nucleotide messenger RNA. It is a transcript of the gene NTSR2, whose product is annotated as neurotensin receptor 2. Gene Ontology annotation, molecular function: G protein-coupled neurotensin receptor activity. The coding region runs from base 1 to 1227 and encodes 408 amino acids. The record is from RefSeq and is a predicted model, not a curated record. Gene Ontology annotation, cellular component: plasma membrane. Gene Ontology annotation, biological process: neuropeptide signaling pathway. Lineage: Eukaryota; Metazoa; Chordata; Amphibia; Anura; Pelobatidae. The transcript is spliced from 4 exons.
AUGGAUCCACUGCUGAACUUCAGUUCCACCACAGCUGUGCCAAACUCCACCAGCACCGACCUGUCUCACGAGCUGGAUGUGGACACCCACUUCUCUUCCAAGGUGCUGAUCACUGUGAUCUACAUCCUCAUCUUCUUGGUGGGCACCAUAGGGAAUGUGGUGACCAUUGGACUGGUGCUGAAGAAGCACAGCGCCCGCAGCGUGCAGAGCACUGUACACUAUCACCUGGUGAGCCUUGCGCUCUCUGACAUUCUAAUACUUCUCAUCAGCAUUCCCAUAGAACUCUACAACUUCAUCUGGGUCCACUACCCUUGGGUGUUUGGAGAUGUAGUUUGCAGAAGUUAUUACUUCCUCAGGGAUAUUUGCUCCUAUGCCACUGUUUUGAACAUCACCAGCCUGAGCUGUGAGAGGUAUCUGGCCAUCUGCCACCCCAUGACUGCUAAGAGAAUCAUGUCCCGCAUGAGGACGAAGAAGAUCCUGUCUGCUAUCUGGAUCUCUUCCAUAGUGUUUGCCAUGCCUAUGGCUUUUAUCAUGGGGGUGAACUAUAAGAGCAGAUCUUCAGAGGGAAAACCAGAUCCUUCCUCCUUAGUCUGCACCAAUUUGGUAUCUACUGCCACCCUGAAAGUCUUCAUACAGGUGAAUGUACUGGUAUCCUUCCUGCUUCCAGUGACGCUGAUUGCCUGCAUGAACUGCGUCACUGUGAGUCAGCUGGAGUCGCUGCGCUCCCGUUCCUGUCUAUUUUUGCGUUCAUCUUGUAUGGGUCCUCAGACGUCACAGGAGAUUCAUGACUCCCAGGCGGUCGUCUCCAAUUCUGCCAGUUGUAAAAUUGAUUCAGUCCGAGGAGCAACAUGGAAGAGCAGUCUCACGGUGUCCAGCGAGCCUAACCGAAUACAUUCACUUCAACACAGCAUUUACAUGCUCAGGGCCAUUGUGAUUGCAUACGUUGUGUGCUGGUUACCAUACCACGCAAGAAGAUUGAUGUUCUGCUAUGUUCCAGAUGACAAAUGGUCUACAUUCCUCUAUAAUUUCUACCAUUAUUUCUACAUGCUGACUAACACACUGUUCUACGUGAGCUCUGCUGUCAAUCCAAUCCUUUACAACGUGGUUUCAUCUUCCUUCAGACAGCUCUUUCUAGAGACUUUGGACUUCUCGUGCAACAAACAUAAUAUAGCCCUUUCCGUAAAGCACACCACCCACAGCCUGAAGACUAACGCCUGCGGUAACUAA